AUGGAGGGACUGAGAAGACCUCGGUCCGUCCUAUUGUUGAUAUUAGGCCUUAUAGCUGGGUCCUCACUACUGACACUUCAUGUCUCGCCUUCGGCGAAAGAGUACGCUUCGGAUAAGAUAUCUCUACCUAAAAUAUUCAAGAAGCCAUUAUCAUCUAUACCACAUUACACGCCGUCGUUAUUCUCCCCUUCACUGCACUCAACUCCUAUAGAUUCUUCCACCGAAUCAACCUCUCCCGACCCGCGAAUCAGCCAAACGAGGUAUCUUGGAGGUGUACCAGGACAUCAAGUAUUUCAAAAUAUCUGGAUCAAAGAUAAGACUAUAUACGUGGUGAACCCUAGAAGGAAGACUAUGCCAGGUAUGAGUAGGGUAGUCAGCGGUGAGACUGAAUGGGUGGUUAUAAGGGAUCCAGAAGAAGGUAUGAUGAAAGGUGCAGAAAAAGCUUUAGUGUUGGAGGGAUCAACGAUAUUCAUCAACGAUGGAGCCAAGACAGAUACUUGGCAUUACCUCUCUUCCUACUAUCCUUUUAUUGCAGAAGUCUUCCUAGGUUCAAUAGCGGCAUUGGCGUCUGUACCAGCACCGAGGAAAAUGGUAGAAGAAGUGAGACCUGGAAUAGACGUUCCCAGUAUACCGACAAGACUCAUCAUUCCUUGGAAGGCUGCCGAUGGGUGGAGAGACGAUGAAGGGAUGAACGAGCUGGUCCUCAGAGGGGUUUUGGGGAACAUCAACGUGAUGGAACCCCUGGAAUGGCAUCUCGUUAACGCGGAUUCUGCCAAAACCCAUGAUGGGUGGAUCUUCUUCGAAAGGGCCGUAAUAGCAGAUAGAUGGGCAUCUCAUCGACACAACCCAUUAUCUGACUCCUUGAACAAGAUGGCAGCUAGUAUAUUCUCAAGACCUCAUCCACCGUUCUUUUUCACUCCCGUCCGACUAGCCCUUCUGUCUCACCUAGAAAUUCCGUUACCGCCAAACAGGAUUGAUCCACAAAGAGCAUUAGGGAGAUUACCGAAGAUCGUUUAUGUAGAUAGACAAAAUACAGAUAGGAAACUGAGUAAGCAAGGUCAUCAAGAAUUGUCGGUCGUGCUGGGUGAAAUGGAAGCACUGGGCAAAGCAGUUGUAGGACAUAAGAAAAUGGGUAAAUUGAACGGAAGAGAAAAGGUGGAGAGUGUACAUGAUGCAGAUAUACUGAUUGGUGUCCAUGGUGAUGGAAUAACAAAUCAACUAUGGAUGCCUGAAGGAGGUAUAGUGAUCGAGCUGUUCCCGAAAGACUCUUGGUUACCUGAACAUCAAAUCGUAUCGGAUGUACUGAAUCACGAGUACAUACCUAUUUGGAACGAUCAAGCUCUGUCACGAGAGGAAUGGGAUAAAUUACCUAGGCAACAUGGCGAGCAUUUGUUGAGUAACGGGGAAGAUAUACCGCUCGAUGGGACAUUCUUAAGAUUACUACUAGAGGAGAUAGUUCAGAGGGUGGUAUCACCAUGA
This is a messenger RNA of Kwoniella shivajii, 1479 nucleotides long. RefSeq lists its product as uncharacterized. The record is from RefSeq and is a predicted model, not a curated record. The coding region runs from base 1 to 1479 and encodes 492 amino acids. Gene Ontology annotation, molecular function: glycosyltransferase activity. The transcript has 10 exons. Lineage: Eukaryota; Fungi; Basidiomycota; Tremellomycetes; Tremellales; Cryptococcaceae.